AUGACUAAGUUGGCUGAUUUCAACUUCAAUGCGGAUAUGACGAAGGACAUGCAGGAGGACGCGCGCAACUUCGUCAUUCAAGCCUUCGAGACGGAGUCGCUUGAAAACGCUGUCGCCUCCUUCGUGAAGCGGGAGUUUCAGCGGAAGUAUAAGGGUGUGUGGCACUGUGUCGUGGGGAAGAACUUCGGCUCUUACGUCACACACGAGACAAAGGGUUACAUUUACAUCACAUGGGGACAAAUGUCAGUUCUCCUGUGGAAGACGGUGAUGUGA
Messenger RNA from Trypanosoma grayi, 273 nucleotides. Its product is annotated as dynein light chain. The transcript has a single exon. Gene Ontology annotation, molecular function: dynein intermediate chain binding; dynein light intermediate chain binding. Lineage: Eukaryota; Euglenozoa; Kinetoplastea; Trypanosomatida; Trypanosomatidae. The coding region runs from base 1 to 273 and encodes 90 amino acids. The record is from RefSeq and is a predicted model, not a curated record. Gene Ontology annotation, cellular component: dynein complex. Gene Ontology annotation, biological process: microtubule-based process.